Aspergillus saccharolyticus JOP 1030-1 is the source of this 918-nucleotide messenger RNA. RefSeq lists its product as uncharacterized. Bases 1 to 918 code for a protein of 305 amino acids. NCBI's taxonomy places the organism in Eukaryota, Fungi, Ascomycota, Eurotiomycetes, Eurotiales, Aspergillaceae. The record is from RefSeq and is a predicted model, not a curated record. The transcript has 2 exons.
AUGUCCUCGGGGACUCGCACUCUACCAUGCAUCCAUCGCGUGCGGUCAAGGCCGCCUGGCCUAUACAUUGCCAUGAUAGGUGCAUUUGUGAGUCUGUUGUAUCUUUUCUACAUCUUCGCCGUACCACAGCUGCGACGGCUGCAUCUCAGGACGGAUCUGAGCUGGUACGACCUGGGACUGUAUGGAUUCGGACCAUCCCAGGAUUAUGUCUCCUUCGACUAUGAAUCUCCAGUGGUGCAAAUCUCCGAAGGGGGAGCUGGAAGCGAUCCGCAAUUCACCUUCCUGGCCCCUCGAGGGGACUCGGUCGUCCAGCCGGGCCCCAUGAUACUCGACUCUCGAGGAGAAUUAGUGUGGAUGAAGCAUAACUGGGAGAUAACCCAGGACUUCAAGGUCCAGCGGUACCAAGACACCGACUAUCUCACAUACUGGGAAGGCGAUGAGGUUGAGGCUAGAGGAUAUGGAGCAUGGUACAUGCUGGAUUCCACAUACACUCAACGAUAUGUGAUCACCCCCAUCGGAAGUUACGGCGGCGAUCUUCAUGAAUUCAACAUCACCCCCCAAGGAACCGCCCUCGUCACAAUCUAUGACCCAGUGCUGGCCGAUUUGACCUCGAUCGGGGGUCCAGAGUUGGGAUGGAUCUACGACGGGGUGUUCCAGGAAAUCGACAUCGCCACGGGCGAAUUGAUCUUCGAAUGGCGUGCAUCCAAGCACUAUCCGAUCAACAGCACGUAUGAAACGUUGGGCAAGGCAGGGGCGACGCGAUCAUCGGCCUUCGACUACUUCCACAUCAACAGUGUCGACAAAGACGACCACGGAAAUUACAAUAUUUUAGCACGACAUACACAUACUGUAAGCUGCAUCGACAAGGACAGCGGGGUGGUGUUGUGGACGCUCGGGGGCAAGCUCAACGAUUUCUGA